Molecule: messenger RNA, 2838 nt
Organism: Podarcis muralis (Common wall lizard)
Lineage: Eukaryota; Metazoa; Chordata; Lepidosauria; Squamata; Lacertidae
Source: RefSeq, a predicted model, not a curated record
AUGAGCGCCGGCCUCGACCAAGCUAAUGAUGAUGGAGUGCAAGGUCAAGAAGUCACUAAUGGGCCUGUUAUACUGGACUAUGACGUGCAGCGGCGUGUUCCCUUCGUUGUCCACAGCGUUGACGUCAGCGCCACAGUCCAAGAGGAGCUUGGUGACCAGUGCAUUGGGGAAGCUGCAGACGUCGUUGGUGUGGAAGUCGUCCACCGGCGUGCCAGAGUUGACAGCGUGGUGCAGCAAGCCAGAGCCGUCUCGCGUCCUGGGAUCCAGGUGGAUCAAGUUGUAAAUCUGCUUGUUGAUCCGCGACUGCUCCUCAUCCCUGCACUGCGUCUUGGUGGAGAUGCACACCAAAUACAGGAAGGUGAAGAUGUUGCAUUCGUAGUUGUCCAUGGCUGUGUGGAGCUCAGCAUCCUGAGAGCUUUUGACUCGGGCCAUCCCUUGCUCUAUCUCCAAGACGCUGCACCUCAAGACGCUCUCAAUAUCCUUGGCUUUCACUGGCUCGUUCAAGUGUAUCAUCUGAGAGAAGACUUGAGCAAACCGGAGGAGGUCCUUGUGGGUAUUCCUAUUGCCUUUCUGCCGCAAGCGCAAGGCGUGAAGCCAGAGCUUGAUGCACUGCUCAAACUGCAUGUUAUCUGCGUAAACAGCACCGCGGUAAAUGAUGGGGUGCGAGACAUCGAUGUUGUCGGAGCCAAGAAUUCGUUCUCGGACGAUGAGGCCCUCCAUGUGGAGAGCGUCCCGGUCCUGCCGAAUGGAUUCCAGCUCUUGAGGAGUCCGGCACUCUGUCCGGCUGCCAUAGGCUUCUAUCUGAGGCAGGACCUCCUUCUCUAUAAUGUUCUCGCUAUCUCUUCGGCGUGCGCCAGCAGCAGCUCGACAACGUCGGCCUUGCAGCUCUCGGCAGCCACUUUCAGAGGUGUCAUUCCAUGGCCGUUCACCAUCAUGGCAGAUUUCCACUUCACCAACUCGCGGACGAUCUCCAGUCUGCUGGGUCUGCACACGGUAGUGCUCCAGGAGCAGGCGCACAACUUUGGCGUGUCCAUUGCGGGCAGCAAUGAUGAGAGGUGUCGACCGCUGCCCACCUUGGUGGGUGACGUAGCCCAGCAAAUAGCGGAUGUCGCUCUCCGAGCGGUUCAGGAGCAGGGCUGCCAAGGUCAGCACCCGCCCCUCGCUGGCCGCCUUGUAGACGUAGCCCGCCAGGCUCUCCAUGGCUGCUUGCUCCUCCCGGGACCGCCAACGCCAGCCGCCAACCUCCCCAGCCGGCGCCAGGGCCAAGCCGGGAUCUUCCUCCUCCGCCUCCUCCGCCUCCGUGGCUCCGCAGUGGGGAGGUGCAUGCGGGCCGACCCCCGUGGGGUCAAGGGGGGCACCGGGGCUUCUCGUCGUCCUGCCGUUCCCCGCCACCACCGCACACGGUUCAGGCCAGCUGUGCCACCCCCAAGCGUCUGCCUUUGGGAGCCCCAGGCCCCAUGCUCACUGGGGGUUGGGGCAGGCUCAGCCGACCCCUCCUGCUCAAAAGGGACCCUGGCUGUGGGGCUCUGCCUGGGUCCGCACGCACAGCAGUUCCAGGCGAGGCUGGAGCCCGCAGCCCCUGCCUCAGGCGGCGGCCGCCCGCGGAAGCCCAAACCCAAACCCGGGGAGCGGGGCAGACGAAGGCCCCGGGGUGCCAAUUCCCUCAGCCGGGCUCCCCGGAAGGCCUCGGCGAAGUGCCCGGGAAGCUGGACUGGAGGCCUCACGGUGCGGCGGCGGCUCCCCGGAAGGCUCGCCAAGCGCCGGUCUUGGCGGCGACGGAGGAUGGCAGCGGGAGAGGGAGCGCAGGCGGCUACGGGCCGCCGCAGGUGCCCUUCGCGGCCGCCGGACCGGCUUUCGCUUCCCUCCUUCCCUCCCUCCUUCCCUGAGCCUCGGCUCCCGGAAGCGGAAAUGGACAUGGCCGGUCCCCCUGGAAUCGGAGCCGGACUGGGGAACCUCCGCCCGGAGGAGAAAUGUUCCGUAGCCAAGAAGGGCCGCCGACAGAUAGCUGGGCUAAGAGGGAGGAAGAAAGAGGGAGGAAGAGACGGAGGAGGGGAAAGGGAGGAGGGGGAAAGGAAGCCACGUGGAUGGCUCUGGCCCUUCUCUCCUCUCUUCUUCGAGCCACGUUUCCGGAAGGGCCAGCCAGAGCUCGACUGUUUCCACAUUUCUGCCAGGAGAAUCCCAGUUUUGGUUUUGGUUUUGGGGAGGAAAACAAACAAGGUGCCCAAAGGACCCCCUUUGGAGCCGCGCUGCGUUUGCCCCAGUGGACGGUUCUAGUCGAGAAAGCCGAAUUGCUGAGUGUUCAUUUGAAAAGGAUGUGGUGGAAAAGGGCAAACAAAAUGACCAAGCGGGUGGGGCGACUUCUCUAUGAAGAAAGGUUGCAGCAUUUCGGACUUUUCAAUUUAGAGAAAAGGCAAGCAAGAGGCGACAUGAUCGACGUUUAUAAAUCAUGCGUGGCGUAGAGAAAGUGGAGAGAAAGAAGCUUUUCUCCCGCUCUCACAACAGAAGAAUUCAUGGACAUCCAAUGAAGCUGAAUGUUGGAAGAUUCAGGACAGAUAGAAGAAAAUAAGCCUGGGCAGCAAAACCAACAAAGAAUCUUGUAGCGUUUUAUAUAGACUAAGACUACAUGUAUCUGAUGAGGGAUGCCUGCAGGUUUUGACAGGAAUCACACAAUGAUGGAAUACAAAAGCCAAGGACAAGGAAGGCUUGUAACACACGACUUAACCAAAGAUUGACUGGGGGCGGGGCGCUAAGAAUUCCAAAGCCUAACAAUGUGGAGGAGAGGUUACAUGAUGUUCAUUUGAGUAUGUAGUAAAAUGAAACCAGCUACCAGUAACUUUA